GUGUGUGUGUGUGAGUGUGUGCGUGCGCGCUUAUUUAAAUGUACAGUAUUUACUUUUGAAAUUUGUGUUUCAAAUUGGCGUUUGGAUCAGUUUAUGUACCAUAAAUUGUGGCAAACUGUACAGUUUGGCGCUUUAUAAUGUAACAAACGAACAAAUCACGUCUAUAUAUAAAUUUCAGCGUUUGAAAUACAUAAAUACUACUCGUUAACUGGAUGAAAUAUUUACGAUUAUUUGCACUCGUAAACGCUGAGCGGGUACAAUAUUCUUACCCCGGUAUUAAAUGUAUAUCUCUGUUCUUACACGGGCCAUUUUCGGUGUUACACAAAACAAUAACACGGCGGUUCCAAAAAUGACUUGGAACGUUUACGGCUUGCGUCUGAUAGACUUCGUGUGGUUGGUUUUGUCUCUUUCUUUCUUCGCGGCGCUGUGGGCACACAAGAUAGCAAAGCGCUUGCCCUCGAAAUAUCAAACGUGUUGUCUUAACGUCCUCUUCCAGGAUCUGAUUCGUUACGGAAAAACUAAACAGAAUUUCAAACGCAACGACUCCCUGCGCGCAUUUGAAGUUCCAAAAAGGUGGUUUUGGCACUUCUACGCCACUUCGCUCGUUUGGAAUGGUCUUCUGUUGGCUUUGAGCCUGAACGUGGCUCUACUGCAACAUUUAUAUCCUAAAUGGCUGUCAGGCUUAAUUGAUGUUUUCUCUGGGUCAUCACAUGCAGAGCUACAAGAUCUACAUGUGAGCACGGUGCUGCUGCAGCUGCUGCUGUGGUCACACUCUCUCCGGAGGCUUGCAGAGUGUCUCUGCGUCAGUGUCUUUUCCGACGGUGUCAUCCACCUGCUGCAGUACGUCUUCGGCCUGGCCUACUACCUCCUGCUGGGGUUCACCGCGCUCUGCUCGGACCGCCAAACAAAAGCAAGUGGACCUCUGUUGUCACAACUGGAGUGGUGUCAUGUUGCUGGAAUUGCACUUUUUAUUCCGUCCUCUUUGCUGCAGCAUCAAUCCAUGGUGCUUCUGGCUGGCCUCCGGAUUGGAAAGUCAGGAAGGGUCGAGACAUUGACUCAUCGGAUGCCAAAGGGCGGCUGCUUUGAGCUGGUGUCGUGCCCCCACUACUUAGCCGAGCUACUCAUCUACGUCUCGCUGAGUUUGGUGGCCGGCGGUCUUUCACUCACCUGGUGGCUGGUCGUCCUAUACGUGUUCUUCAACCAGGCGCUGGCUGCCCUGCUCUGCCACGAACACUAUAUCGACAAAUACCCAUACUACCCGGCACGUAGAAAAGCAUUUAUACCUUUUGUGAUGUGAUCGUGGUAACCGGUGUGUAUACUGUAUUUUAUUUGAUUGGUCUACCUAUUUAUCUAUUGGGUAAGACGUGAUGUGCUAUAUUUUGCAUCACGAAAAGUCCUUUUGAUAUAUGUUUGACAUAAUGUGCAAUGCCAUUCAAUCAUGACCUUUUCCUUUUCAUAGCUGGUUGACAGAUGGUCUGGUAUCCUUAUCAUGAGCUAAUUUUGAAAAUACAGCAUUUGCAGAUUUUUUUUUCAA
Molecule: messenger RNA, 1534 nt
Organism: Hippocampus zosterae (dwarf seahorse)
Lineage: Eukaryota; Metazoa; Chordata; Actinopteri; Syngnathiformes; Syngnathidae
Gene: srd5a3
Product: steroid 5 alpha-reductase 3
Exons: 5
Coding region: 281-1297 (338 amino acids)
Biological process (GO): polyprenol catabolic process; dolichol-linked oligosaccharide biosynthetic process
Cellular component (GO): endoplasmic reticulum
Molecular function (GO): 3-oxo-5-alpha-steroid 4-dehydrogenase activity
Source: RefSeq, a predicted model, not a curated record